This is a messenger RNA of Ruditapes philippinarum (Manila clam), 513 nucleotides long. RefSeq lists its product as uncharacterized. The transcript has 3 exons. The record is from RefSeq and is a predicted model, not a curated record. The coding region runs from base 98 to 496 and encodes 132 amino acids. NCBI's taxonomy places the organism in Eukaryota, Metazoa, Mollusca, Bivalvia, Venerida, Veneridae.
ACUUGAUACAUUACGUAUACAACAGAUAUUGGAAUAAAAGUACAGCGGUCUCCACACUGUAGGGUGUCGAGAGCGGGUAUUUUGUUUUAAUGAAAAUAUGGAGCUACGCAGUGGUCUUUUGUUUUUAACAGGUUUCGUGCUAGUUUAUGGGUCGACGGUUAAGCCAAAUGCGAGUAACAACGUCACCGCAGCCGUGACAGUGACACUAACAACCCCGCUGACUUCCGCCAGUCAACUUGCUACGAUAAAUGGCCAACUUGUAAGACUUAUAGACAAUUGCACCGUUGGAAUCACAUCUUCCUGUCCAUAUGCAUAUUGCUGCACAAAAAAGUACAUGACAUACAGUUCUGACUACGUUGGUGAUAGGCCAGUUUACCAGUUAGAAUGCAAACCAUUGAGAAGGACGGGAGAAUUCUGCUAUUUCAACACCCCGGAACAAUACUGCCCAUGUGCAACUCGAUGUCACACAAACGGCUUCUACGGCAGUUGUCUUUGAAAAUCUGUCCCAUCGUU